Postia placenta MAD-698-R-SB12 is the source of this 1554-nucleotide messenger RNA. RefSeq lists its product as hypothetical. Gene Ontology annotation, molecular function: transmembrane transporter activity. Lineage: Eukaryota; Fungi; Basidiomycota; Agaricomycetes; Polyporales; Adustoporiaceae. The record is from RefSeq and is a predicted model, not a curated record. The transcript has 10 exons. Gene Ontology annotation, biological process: transmembrane transport. Bases 1 to 1554 code for a protein of 517 amino acids.
AUGGACAAAAGAUCCGAGCCCGUCGAUUGCCAAGCCCAUGACGCAGAAGAUGACCGACACGAGAAGGAGGCCGACAGGAGCCCAGCUGUAGAGAAGCCUUAUAGCAUCUACACCGCUGGAGAGAAAUGGUUCAUCGUCACUAUCGCUGCAUUUGCUGCCCUUUUCAGUCCCUUCACUGCAAAUAUAUACUUUCCUGCAAUCCCCACAAUAGCCGCAGCAUUUCAUAGGUCAAUAGAAGACAUCAAUCUCACAGUGACAGUGUAUAUGGUUGUUCAAGGCGUGUCUCCCAUGUUCUGGGGAACAUUAGCAGACCGAUGGGGCCGAAGGCCCAUGUUUCUUGGUUGCAUGCUCGUCUUGUCGGUCGUCUGCGUGGGACUCGCUCUCACGCCCACAAGCGCAUUUUGGCUGCUUAUGCUUUUGCGUUGCUUGCAAGCUGCCGGGUCUGCGAGUACAGUGGCUCUGGGUGCCGGCGUAAUAGCUGAUAUUGCAGCAACGCACGAGCGGGGCUUGUAUUAUGGCACAUGGAAUAUAGGUCCUAUGGUAGGGCCAUGUAUCGGUCCUGUUCUUGGGGGUGUCCUAGCACAAGGGCUGGGCUGGCGCUCAAUCUUCUGGUUCCUCGCCAUCGCAUCAGGGGUUUGCUUCGUAACCAUUCUCCUACUAAUGCCGGAAACUCUCCGCGCAUUUGUGGGCGAUGGAAGUGUCCCUCCCCCACGCCUAUACUUACCCCUCAUUCCCGUCAUCGGGCGCAGCCGUCAAAACGUCACGCCUCAAGACCCCUCCACUCGCCCUGCGCCGCGGCGCUUCAACAACCCGUUCGUCCUUUUCCUUUACCCGGACAUCACGCUUCUUCUGCUAUUCAACGGCAUUGUGUACGCUGUGUUCUAUGGCGUGACCACGAGUAUCUCCACCCUGUUCAAGACGACAUAUCCAUACCUCACGGAGACAGAAAUUGGGUUGUGCUUCUUGGCCAUCGGCGGGGGAAUGCUCAUCGGCGGCGUCUUUACCGGACGCCUCGUCGACAAGGAGUACAAGAGGGCGAAGCGACAGAUGCUAGCUGCGCAAGAAAAGGAGACCGACCCGGAGAAAAGGCUGUCACCUGAAGACGUGACGAAGGAGGAACAUUUCCCGAUUGAACGGGCGAGAUUGAGGCUGAUGCCGCUCUAUCUCGGCAUCUUCGUCGUGAUAUGCAUCGGCUAUGGCUGGGCGUUGGACAAGAAAGCCAAUAUAGCUGCUCCUUUGAUUCUUCAGUUUGUCCUUGGUUGGGUAACGGUGGCCACCAUGAAUAUCACGCAAACUCUUGUGGUCGACCUUGCGCCAGGCCAGAGUGCCUCGGUGACGGCUUGUAACAAUCUUGUGCGAUGUUCGCUCGGGGCAGCGCUCGUCUCAGUCAUAGAUCUCAUCUUGAAUGCUCUCGGUGCCGGCUGGACGUACGUGCUGCUGGCGGGCAUCUGCGUGCUCUUCUCUCCCAUCAUGGUUAUCAUGUACCACUACGGUCCACGGUGGCGAGCACGUCGGAGAGCACGUCGGCAAGCCCGCGAGGCUGAUCGGGCGUAG